Notothenia coriiceps (black rockcod) is the source of this 4742-nucleotide messenger RNA. Its product is annotated as interleukin-17 receptor C-like. Gene Ontology annotation, molecular function: interleukin-17 receptor activity. The record is from RefSeq and is a predicted model, not a curated record. Bases 428 to 2335 code for a protein of 635 amino acids. The transcript has 15 exons. NCBI's taxonomy places the organism in Eukaryota, Metazoa, Chordata, Actinopteri, Perciformes, Nototheniidae.
AACAAGGUGAAGGACUGUGCUGUGACUGAGCAAGAGUGAUAGAGAAAGCGGGAAAGAGAGAAAAAAGGGAGGAAGAAAGGGAGGGACGUACCUUGAGGAAAGACGUGACGUGCUUCAUGAUUCCAUUUUACAAUGACUCAAACAACACAAGGUGUACAGGUAAUCUGAGGAGAGGAGCGUACUUUCGGUGGAUUAUUAAACUCAGCUGGGACUAAAGGUGAAACCAAUCAAACUCAGCUAACCACGUCUCGAUUCCCUUCAUGCUGAUGUGCAGUUUGACCAAGAACAUGUUAAAGUUAAAUGGGAUCCUAAAGUCACAAUGAGGAAGAAGACACUGGACUCGUUUAAAAAGGUUGUGAUGUUGCUCCUGGACUGAGAUGUUUGGUGAAAAAUACUGUAGGACUCCAUUGGAGUGUCCUCAGUCAAAAUGCUUCAUACUGGAUGGACCAUUUGGUGCGUUUUACUGACUCUACACAUAUCAGCCUUCCAUCUGGAGAUUUCUGGAUAUGACAGCGACGGAGUCAUUUGCUCCGAGGGUCUCUCUAAUUGCACCAUGAAGGAUGAGAUGCCUUUUAAUGUACCAGAGGAAAAUGCUGUGGUUAUCCAAAAACUGACUCCAUAUUUUAGGCUCUGCUGCAGGGACAGGGCGCCGUGUGUAUUAUGUCUGAUGAUAGAAACAGAGAUCAACAUUCAUCCGGGUAAAGCCCAGGAGCAUGAAGGCCACUCUGGAAAUGGAGAAGAGGAUGAUGGGGAGGAAUCAGAGAGGAAUUUUAAAGCGUCUGUGACGGUGUGCUACUGUCCAGCUCCUGCCAUGUCCAUGUGCAAGAGGGUGGAGUUUACGGUUAACCGUGCAGCUCUUUCUCAUGAAAAGCAGUCAAAGAUUUCUGUGGUGAUUAUUGAGCCACCUGGGGUUUCCUUCAGCAGUCGUGUGAUUGUUUAUCUUAAAGCUUCCCCUCUGAGUCAAGAAGCUUCUGUUCCUUCUCUAGAUGAUGUUUGCACCCAGGAGGAGCAGGAACGUCCAGACGAAUGCCAUGUGCCCAAGCUUAUCAGUGUUAUCAACAAAGAGAUGAAUCGGGUGGAGCUGCAGUUUGAUGGCAGGAAUAAGAGCUUCCCCUCUGUGUGCAUCCAGUAUGAGAAGAAUGGAAAGUGUCAGGGAUGGAACAGGAUGACCAUCCCACUGUAUUCUGUGACCCCCUGCAUUUGUCUCCAGGUCUGGUAUGAGGAUGAGCAGAGGUCCAGGCGCUCUCGCAGUUGCCCUUUCACUGACACAGAUUUAUUCCAAAGGAACGUAUGGCAGAAUGUGUCAGUGUCUGUGGGCCCGGGUCAGAUGAACAACCUCCACCCAAUGCUGUGGUGGAACCUGUCCGCACCCUGCAGGCUGGAGGGAGAUGUGUGGCCCUGCAAGAAGGAGAGCAGCUGCAGGGAAAUUAAGGGCUUUAGACAGCAGCUGUCAAAUGGCUCGUGGAAACAAAACAGCAAGGGACAGUGGGAGAAAACAGGGGUGUUUGAAGAAAUCAACCUGAAGCUCUCACCAUGUGUGAUGGUGAAGGUAAAGGGAAUGGAUCGUGAGCUGGGUCCAUUCUGUUUUGAAAACACUGACAGGUGGCACUGGAGUCUCCUGAUUGUUGGUAUCAUGCUGCUCCUUUGCUUGACUGUGUUCAUAUCAUCAUAUCUUCUCCGGCAUGACUUUGUGAAGAAAUGGGUGUGGAGCUGGCAUCAUGGUGGAUUUGUACAGAUUGGCAUGAAGUGUCAUGUGGUGUUGCUGAGCCCCCCAGAUGUGGAUGACGGUGUUUCGGAGUCAGUGUGUCGGCUCGGCUCACAGCUCUCUAACCAGGGCUUCAGCGUGUCUGUGGACCAGUGGAGCAGGAAGGAGCAGUGCACUCUGGGGCCUCUGCCAUGGCUAUACUCCCAGCUGCUGGAGCUGAAAAGCCUGGGCGGCCGAGUUGUGAUUGUGUUGACCCACAAAGCCUUAGAGCGAGUAAAAACAUGGACCCACCAGAACCAAGGGGUUAUCAAGAUGAAGAGGGAAGACAUGGGUUUUCCUCAGAAGUCUUCCCCUUACUCUGAUGUGUUCACAGCCUCUCUGUGUCUCAUCCAAGCGGACAAGCAGCUGGGCAGAGCUGCAGAACGUUUUGUUCUUGUGACAUUUGACCCCAAUUCAAGCAUUGACAGGAGUCUACCAAAGCUUCUUCAGGGGCUGCGCCUGUUCCAGCUUCCCUCUCAGACCCAGGCAUUCUUGUCUGAGCUUGCCGUAGCGGGGGCAGGGAAGGGAUCAGAUAAAGACAUGGACAGGGUGGAAAUGGAGGGCAUCAGAUGGAUGGAGGUCAAAGUCUAAAGAAGGACCAAUCUAGCAGAAGAAAUCACACUGUAAAUAUGUUGAGUUGAUAAAGAAACAUGGAGACAAAGACCUUUUAGCACCCUUUAGCUAUUUUUGUACAUUAUUGCUGCUCUGUGCAUAUGAAGCAUGUGUUCAUCCAAAGUGUGAGAUGAACAUAUAGGACAUUAUUUAAUAGCUGGCAAUGAUCUAUUUGGUGUUAUGCCAUGAAAUUGAUAACAAAUGUAUUGUUAUUGUUAUUGAUAACAAACCAUCUCCCAAAUGUUCAACUCUACAUUUGUAUGUUUUAGUCCCACCCUGUUUAUCUUUUACAAAAUAUAUGAUAUCCCAAGUAACUGCAGGAACAUUACGUUUUUAGCAAAUAUAACUAAGGAAGGAUUAACUUGUGUUUUUGUUGGGGACUAUUUUCAACAGGACAUUAUGCUAGUGAACACCAGCAGGAUAUAGGACUGAAUGUUCAUUGUUAUUAAGUGAAAUGUUACAAUGUGGGAGACCUGUGAUUUCAAUGUUUUGUGCCAAAGACUGUGGUCUACUACGGUAGAGGAAUACGUUAUCAGGUUUCGGCUACACCUACACACACUGCUUGUUUAAGGAUUGAAUCAAUUGUUUUUUAUAAGAAGAAACAUGUAGAACAUCCUCAGAUCUAUCCUUUAAGCUUCAUAAUGUUUAACCUCAAAUGUAACAGACUUAUCUUAUCCAUGUACUGUCCGUCUGUCAACAACACUGGUUUAUAAAUACAUGUGCUUAUUUUUGUGCAUGGUGGAUGACAGAUUUUGAUUGGCCAUCUCCAGUCAAGGGCUGUGGAUCUGAUUGGUGCAAUCUAGUGUCAGUUUAAAGACGCGGAGGAGCGCUUGUUAAAAGUGUUCACUACAUCUCAGAGGGGCGGUGCUAUGAGGCAACUCGAUGUUCCGCCCACUCGGGAUGUUUGGUUUAUUUUUGGCAUCAAACCACAAAGGAGUGUUGAAGUGUGAUAACUUGUGUGUCAGUUGUAUUCACCCUUUUUAAACUUUAUUAAGACCGACAGAGUCAGUCGACGCACACAGAGGAGGUAAAUAAACCCUUAACGCAUGUCUUCAGUUUGUUUUGAGUACAUCUUAAUGGUUGCUGUGCUUUUACAUAAUAUAAAUGUAGCACUAUUUAAGUAUUAUUAUUAUUAUUAAUUAUUAUUUCGAAAUUGCAAAGUAAAUCAGAGUGAAAUGUGAAGCAUUUAAGCAGUGAAGCUAACCUUUAUUUAUGGGCCAAGUCAGGUUGGAAACGUUUUGAAAUGUUGUAUGUUUUUUUCCCAAAACUUUGUCAAUAUAUAUGUUGUAGUUGUACCAUAUCUAAAUUACACAUAUCUAGUAAAAAUAACCAUACGUUUGUAUAUAUCGUAUUUUCAGACUGUAUUGGAAUGUUCUUCCUCUACCAAAAAUGGUCUCUACCGAAAAAUAGUACACUGUAGUAAAAAAGCAUUAUAUUAACCUUUCUUUGUAAAAUGCAUAAUACUGAUCAUAUUGAUUCCAGAGUUGAUGAUUUGAUUGUUAAAAAUUGAGCACACAUUAAACCAAUCAGUAUCAUAUAAUUUUAGUUGAUAAGUCAAUAUACUCAAUUUUUUUACAAAACAUCCACUGUUUCGGUAGUGACCACAGUAUUUUGUUCUCAAGGUUGUAUCAUAUUCCCUCAACCUUAUUGCUUAAUCUUAACUCAUAACAUGCUUUAUGUUGAAGUGUGAAUGUUUGAUCCUACUGACCUAGAAUCAGCACUUUAUUAACAGGCUGAAAUAGAGGGGGAUGAGGCUAGAAUGGGUGAUCUGUUUGGUAUUUUGAGCAAAACACUUCAUAGACAUGUUUUUUAUAUAUCUGAGACCUAUAUGCCUACAAAUAGUACAAUAGGAUACCUUUGAAGUAACACACUGAUUUUCAGACUUUAAAACACAUUUAUUUCAAAACUAUGGGAUUUACCUGCUUACUUUUCCAUUUUGUCACUACCGAAACGAUCAUGUCAAUUACCGAAACGUAACCAUAUGUUUCGGUAGUGACGAUUCUAGCUAAAAUUGAGCAUAGCAAAAGAAUGCUAGCUAGUACUUGGCUAGCAUACACGUUUUUGAAGAGGUUAACACGCAUAAAAACAUAAUACUUUGCAUAAAACUCCGAAAAAGUUUACUUAAUUGAAGAUAAUACGUGUUCGGUAAUGACAAUUCUUAAGGUUACACGCCGAUUUUCAGAUUUUGGAACAGAUUUAUAUCAAAAGUAUGGAAUAUAGCUACUUGCAAUUCAGCCAUGAGGGACAGGGAUGCAGUGUCGCUGCCGAGUCAAAAAUGCAGGGGUGUUGCUAAAAACCAGGAUCAGCCAUUGGACUAAAACCCCUUGUGUUUCGGUAGUGACAUGAAAACUGGGGACAUGAUUUUUUGACUAUAGUUUUUUUAUUA